AUGUCUUGGACGGGUAUAAAAAAGGCUAUUAAUAGGGCUGGUGCUCAAGUAAUGUUAAAGACUGGCCAUAUUGAGGAGACGGUUGAUAAAGAUUAUGAAUUUGAAGAGAAACGUUUCAAGUAUAUGGAGUCAACAUCUACCAAGUUACAAAAGGAACUUAAGCAUUAUUUAGACUCCUUGAGGAUAUUAACAAAUGCUCAGGUCAAUGUGAGUGAAGUAUUAAGUGAGUUUUACGGGUCCAAUAAAAAUGAAGACAAAGAGUACAAAAGUAUAAGCCAAGAAUACCAUGGGGUAAUGAAGCUUCUAAAUGACCAAGCGGUGGGUGAAUUGGAACAACCAUUCAAUCAAACGGUACUCAAUCCGAUAGCUAGAUUUAACUCGUACUAUAUUGAGAUUAAUGAGGCCAUAAAGAAGAGAAACCACAAGAAACUCGAUUACGAUGCUAUGAAGAACAAAGUGCGGAAGCUCAUUGAAAAGCCAGGGGAAGACCCACUGUACGAGUCUAAAUUGAGUCAAAACCAAAGCCAAUUGACUCAAUUGGAGACCACAUAUGAAACUAUAAACGAUCAACUAAAAGAUGAAUUACCAAAGUUGAUUGACCUUCGAAUUCCUUUCUUGGAUCCGUCAUUUGAGUCGUUCGUGAAGUUGCAAUUGCGCUUUUUCAACGAAAACUACAAUCAUUUGAAUAACUUGCAGGUAAAGUUGGAUGCUCAAACGAGGCAAGAUUAUAUCAGUGGUGCUUUGGAUGAAAAAAUAGAUGAUGUACUCAUUAAAAUGAGGGAAUUGAACAUAACAGGGACAAACUAA
Molecule: messenger RNA, 807 nt
Organism: Debaryomyces hansenii CBS767
Lineage: Eukaryota; Fungi; Ascomycota; Pichiomycetes; Serinales; Debaryomycetaceae
Gene: RVS162
Product: Rvs162p
Exons: 1
Coding region: 1-807 (268 amino acids)
Biological process (GO): endocytosis; actin cortical patch localization; actin filament organization
Cellular component (GO): Rvs161p-Rvs167p complex; medial cortex; mating projection tip
Molecular function (GO): lipid binding; protein binding
Source: RefSeq, a predicted model, not a curated record